GUUGUAAAGUUAUAAACUUGAAAUUUUUUCUGGCAAAUUAUUUCAACUUAAAAAAAAUACAAUUGAAAAUAAAUGUGUUUUCUCAAUUUAAAAUUUCCCCGGUGCUAAUGAAAUGAACAAUAGAGAUGCAAUAUACAAGAAAACAAAACAGAAAAACAAUAUUAUGGAAUGGUAUCGAUGGUGCAGAUUGUGUGAUCAACAAUUUUGACGAUAUGCCGAAAAAUAUAUGCCUUGUUUGUAAUGAAUUUCUUAAAUCUUUGCAAAGUUUCUCGGAAAAGGCGAGGAAAGUUGAAGAAAUGCUUUUGGAAAUUGAUUUUAACUGUAAAAAUGGGCAAAAAAUAGAAACAUAUGAUAUGAGAAUUAAGUAUGGUUUUGAAAGCAUUGAUAAAAAAGGAAACAAUCAGUAUGAGGGUUAUAGAAAUGCUAAUUAUUCGAAAAUUUCAAAUAAAGUGAACAUUACGUUUCGAAAAAUUAAGCUAAGACAUACAAUUGAUAAUACUUUUAAUAAUAAUGGACAAUUUACAACGAAAAAUGAUGAAAACUUGUUUUUUGAUGAUAUUGAAAAGCUGCAAUGUAACGAAAACAGGCACUGCGCUCUAAAUCAAAAUAACUCAGAGGAUAAAAUAUCCAAUAUUUCGGUAGAAGAUGAAGUAAAGCAGGAACUAAAUGAUUUUGAUCAAUUUGAUAGUUCUGAAAUGAAUUUGACUUCAAAGUUAAGAAAACAAACAAAAAAAAUUUUCAAUGAAAUAGAGAAAAAAGUUGAAUGUGAAGAAUGCCACAUGAAAUUUGUCAGAGAAUCAAACUAUGCAUAUCACUUAAAAAAAGCACAUAACGUUGUUAAACCAAUUUUGCCUUGUAAUAUUUGUGGUAAAGUUUGUAAGACAAAACAAAAAUUAAAGUUCCACAUGGAAUUACAUCUACCUCCCGAAGAACGUGAAAAACUGCUUUUCAAAUGUCCGGAGUGCCCACAAAAAUUUACCCAAAAUGGGGCUAUGCGUUCUCAUGUUAGAGCACAACAUCACUUUGAAAAGCCUUUUAUCUGCGAACAAUGCGGGAAGAAAUUUUCUUCCCAAACAAAUUUAUGGUCUCAUAGAAGAUCGCAUGAUGACAAAAAUCAUUUAACGUGUCCCAAAUGCCCAAAAGUUUUUAAAAAUAAAUUUAGGUUAAGGGUACAUAUGCGAGGUCAUAAUGAUUCCUGUCACCCAUGUUCCAUAUGUGGCUUAAUAUUAAAAACAAUGAACACAUUAAAAAAUCAUAUGUUAGUACAUUCGGAUGCAAAACCAUUUAAAUGCAACUUUUGUGGAAAAGAUUUUAAACGAGACAAAAAUUUGCAAAAUCACAUGAUUACGCAUAGUGGACUGAGGCCAUUUAUAUGUAGAUUUUGUGGUCAAUCAUAUGCAAAUCGUUCAAAUUGUAAGAAGCACGAAAAACAUUCACAUCCGAAAGAAUACGAAGAUGCAGCUUCACUUACAUGUUCGGAGCCACAACAAAAGGUUGUAAAAAAACUGCCAAAUAUUCAACAGUUAGAAGCAAUGCUGGAACAAAUCAAAUCAGAUAAAAUUAAUGUUGGCGAUGAAUAAAUUUUACUCAGAAACGUUAAAAUAUAUGUACAUACAUACAUGCAUUUAAUAUUUAUUUAUUUGCAAUAUGUUUGAAGGUACUAUACAACGAAAUAAAUGUCAUCAUCCGUUAAUUAGUCUCUAAUUCUAUGUUGCCGUUAUGAGCUUUAUUGUAAAAUGCAUAUCCUUAUAAUUUUGAAGUUGUCUGAGAAGUAUUUUUUACUGAGUUACAUGAGAAUAUGGAAUCCUCACAUUCAUAACUUUUUAUUACCUUGCAAAAUAUUACAUUUUAGCAAUUUUGUUAUUUGAAAACAC
Molecule: messenger RNA, 1874 nt
Organism: Condylostylus longicornis
Lineage: Eukaryota; Metazoa; Arthropoda; Insecta; Diptera; Dolichopodidae
Product: putative zinc finger protein 66
Exons: 5
Coding region: 126-1580 (484 amino acids)
Biological process (GO): regulation of transcription by RNA polymerase II
Cellular component (GO): nucleus
Molecular function (GO): RNA polymerase II cis-regulatory region sequence-specific DNA binding; DNA-binding transcription activator activity, RNA polymerase II-specific; zinc ion binding
Source: RefSeq, a predicted model, not a curated record